Molecule: messenger RNA, 513 nt
Organism: Mercurialis annua (annual mercury)
Lineage: Eukaryota; Viridiplantae; Streptophyta; Magnoliopsida; Malpighiales; Euphorbiaceae
Product: protein CHLORORESPIRATORY REDUCTION 42, chloroplastic-like
Exons: 2
Coding region: 70-372 (100 amino acids)
Biological process (GO): NADH dehydrogenase complex (plastoquinone) assembly
Source: RefSeq, a predicted model, not a curated record
CUUCAUCUAUAAACACUAGGUUCUCAUAAAUAUCAACCGCACAAAAACUAUCAAAAUUUGAAAACAUAAAUGGCAUCACUAUCUCUAUCAAUCUUGAAAUUUACCAACUCUGCCUCAAGCUUCAAUAUGGCUACUAAAUGUGAACCAUCGUCGUCCAAACUUGAGAUAGGUUCACCAAUUGUGGUUGUUGAAGCUCCCAAAAUGAUCAAGACGGCAGCUUCCGUGCCAUGCCUCCGAGUUAAUUCCGGAUUAGUCAAACCCGGUGAUGUGGGGAGAGUUGUAUCAAGAAAACCGAAAGAUGUAUGGGCAGUUCGUCUCAGCAUUGGAACAUAUCUUAUUGAUGGCAAAUAUUUCAAGCCCCUCCAGCAGUGAACAUGAUUAUAUUCAAGUAUAAGAUUUUAUGAUUUUGUUCUUCAAACAAGUUCACACCAAUAUACAUCAGUUGUAUUUAAACUAUUUCAAUCUAAAUAUUGUAUGUUGUUUGAAUCAAAUCAAAUAAAAGUAAUUUAAUGA